AUGAGGUGGCAGAGCGGCACUCAGUUUAGAGGGCUCCGGCCGGCGGCGGCCCCAUGGACAACCCUGCUGGUGCUGGGCCUCCCCGGUUGGGUGUUGGCUGUCUCGGCCACAGCUGCUGCUGUGGUCCCUGAGCAGCAUGCGACCUCAGCUGGCCAGCCGCCCCUGGACUGGCUGCUCUCGGACCGGGGGCCCUUCCACCGCGCUCAGGAGUACACUGACUUCGUGGAGCGGUACCGCCAGGGGUUCACCACCAGGUACAGGAUCUACAGGGAGUUUGCCCGUUGGAAAGUGAACAACUUGGCUCUGGAAAGGAGAGACUUCUUCACUUUGCCACUGCCUCUUGCCCCAGAGUUUAUCCGGAAUAUCCGCCUCCUGGGAAGGAGACCCAACCUGCAACAGGUUACCGAAAACCUGAUCAAAAAGUACGGCACCCAUUUCCUACUUUCAGCCACCCUUGGAGGAGAAGAGUCUCUGACCAUUUUUGUGGACAAGCGGAAACUGAGCCGAAAGACAGAAGCAGCAGGAAGUGCCCCUACAGCUGGUGGCAGUGGGAACAGCUCAGCUGUGUCCCUGGAGACCCUGCAUCAGCUGGCAGCCUCCUACUUCAUCGACAGAGAGAGCACCCUGCGGAGGCUGCAUCAUAUCCAGAUAGCCACAGGGGCCAUCAAGGUCACGGAGACCAGGACCGGCCCUCUGGGCUGCAGCAACUACGACAAUCUGGACUCGGUCAGCUCAGUCCUGGUGCAAAGUCCGGAGAACAGAGUGCAGUUACUCGGCCUGCAGGUACUGCUGCCUGAGUACCUGCGUGAGCGCUUCGUGGCUGCAGCGCUGAGCUACAUUACAUGCAGCUCAGAGGGCGAGCUCAUCUGCAAGGAGAAUGACUGCUGGUGCCAGUGCAGUCCCACCUUCCCCGAGUGCAACUGUCCUGAUGCUGACAUCCAGGCCAUGGAGGACAGCCUGCUGCAGAUCCAGGACUCCUGGGCCACUCAUAACCGGCAGUUUGAGGAGUCAGAGGAAUUCCAAGCCCUGCUGAAAAGGCUGCCUGAGGACAGGUUCCUGAACUCCACAGCCAUCUCCCAGUUCUGGGCCAUGGAUGCUGGCCUCCAGCACCGCUACCAGCAGCUGGGAGCCAGCUUGAAAGUGUUGUUCAAGAAGAUGCAUCGGAUCGUCAGCCGGCUCUUCAACCUCUGCAAACGCUGCCACCGGCAGCCUCGCUUUCGUCUGCCCAAGGAACGGUCCUUGUCUUACUGGUGGAACCGAAUCCAGUCCUUCCUCUACUGUGGAGAAAGCACCUUCCCUGGCACCUUCCUGGAGCAGAGCCACAGCUGCAGCUGCCCCUAUGAUCAAUCUUCCUGCCAGGGCCCCAUCCCAUGUGCCUUGGGUGAAGGGUCUGCCUGUGCCCACUGUGCCCGGGACAACAGUACACGCUGUGGGGGCUGCAAUCCAGGCUACGUGCUGAUCCAAGGGCUGUGCCGGCCAGAGGUGGCUGAGUCCCUUGAGAAUCUCCUGGGGCUGGAAACAGACCUGCAGGACCUGGAGUUGAAGUACCUGCUGCAGAAGUGGGACAGCCGCAUUGAGGUGCACUCCAUCUUCAUCAGCAAUGACAUGCGCCUGGGCAGCUGGUUUGACCCCUCUUGGAGGAAGCGCAUGCUGCUCACCCUGAAGAGCAACAAGUACAAGCCUGGGCUUGUGCAUGUGAUGCUGGCUCUGUCCCUGCAGAUCUGCCUCACCAAGAAUAGCACCCUGGAGCCCGUCAUGGCCAUCUACGUCAACCCCUUUGGAGGCAGCCACUCUGAGAGCUGGUUCAUGCCCGUGAAUGAGGCCCACUUCCCGGUCUGGGAAAGGACUAACGUGGACGCGGCUGCCCAGUGCCAGAACUGGACAAUCACCUUGGGGAACAGGUGGAAGACCUUCUUUGAGACAGUCCAUGUUUACUUACGGAGCCGAAUCAAGUCCCUGGAUGACAGCUCCAAUGAGACUAUCUACUAUGAGCCCCUGGAGAUGACAGAUCCCUCCAAGAACUUGGGCUACAUGAAAAUCAACACCUUGCAGGUCUUCGGUUACAGUCUGCCCUUUGACCCAGACGCCAUCCGGGACUUAAUCCUCCAGUUGGAUUACCCGUACACUCAAGGCUCCCAGGACUCUGCCCUCUUGCAACUCAUAGAGCUUAGGGACCGGGUUAACCAGCUAUCUCCACCUGGCAAAGUCCGGCUGGACCUUUUCUCCUGCUUGCUCCGGCACCGGCUCAAGCUGGCAAACAAUGAGGUGGGCAGGAUCCAGUCCUCCCUGAGAGCUUUCAAUUCCAAGCUGCCAAAUGCUGUGGAGUAUGAGACAGGCAAACUCUGUAGCUAA
Molecule: messenger RNA, 2352 nt
Organism: Pipistrellus nathusii (Nathusius's pipistrelle)
Lineage: Eukaryota; Metazoa; Chordata; Mammalia; Chiroptera; Vespertilionidae
Source: the annotation of a GenBank genome assembly